GUUGGGGUACUGGGUGUCAUAAAGCUGACGGCAACUGCAUUUUGACACUGUCCUAAUUAUUAGCAACUAUUAUAUUGCUAAAAACGGCUUUGCCGGGGUUGCUCUAAAUGCUAGCCACUGGUUGAUACAGCUAGCCUGUGUGAGGUAAGAAACCGGUUCCGUUGACGGGCUAUACUGUGUGGCAUGGCCCCACCAAUUUAUUAAUGAACAUUGUAAUAUUCACAUUAAUGUUAUCAAGCCCGUGUGUUCUUUGCGAUGUGGGUUUUCACUUAGUGCCUAUAGAGUUGAUUGAACUUGAAAAGGUUUGAUUUGUUAUCUGUUGUUAAUAGGUGGGGCUGAGAACUCCGCAUUGCUGGUUGAAAAAUGGAAGGUUCAUGUUAUUCAAUGCUGUUACAAGUAUUUUGCUCAUAAAAGGUGUGAGUUCUAGUAUGAAAUAUGCAGUACACUCCAAGUGAGAGACAGCAUGCUAAGUAAUAGUUAACGUAUAGGCGGCGAGGCGGUACAGGAGAUACUCCGAGGCUGUUGACUAUAACGGACUAGGGCGUAGCCCGAGGCCCUUAUAGUUAACAGCCGAGGAAGAUUUCCUCUACGUGCCAAGACACCUGAUUUGUCCAACUAGCCAAUCACAAUGCUGAAUUUCUGCUGUGUCAUCCUGCACUAAUGUACUAAUGUACUAGACAGUUUGCACUAAGCCUAGAGCUAGAUGUUGUGAUAAGGACUUCCUGUCCAAUACUGAUACAAGUGCUGCCCUUAGCCCACAGCUCAGAAUACAGCGUAUAUUCCUAGCACCGGGUUGUUUGAAGUUGGACUACAAGAGAGAGUAUACUGUGCCAUAGCACAGUGGUUUGAGGUUUGCCUUGUGUUGUAUCGUGUUGUAGAUUCGAACCCCUACCAGCUGAGUUGCCCUGGUAGCUCAGUUGGUAGAGCGCUCACCUAGACUGCAGAGUGUCGUGGGUAUGAACUCUAGCAGUCACAGUUUGUGACCAAAGGGGUUGGUUGACUAGUGACGGUGACACAAAAUUGUUAGUCCAUGUCACUGGUGAAGCUCUGCAAAACAGGUGGUCUUGCACUUACUCUGCAGACAUCCCAGCCAAAGGAUGUGUGACAUGGAUGCUCUGUAUUGGUUACUUGGCAUUGAUUACCCCUCUGAAUUUUCUGAGUAAUACACUCUACACUGUUGGUUUCAUCCGCACUCUUCUUAUUGCACAAUACUCCACGUUGCCUCACACAAGCUAUGUGGCCAAAGUGAAACCAAAAUAUUUUUGUGGGUUAUUUUGCUCUGGACAAUAAAUCCCUUGACACACAGAUAGAGCCCAGAGCCUAUACAUUCUUCAAGAUCUUUAUCCUGUGUCUCUUUGGGGUAGGGGCCUGCACCAUCUAGAGUCACUACUCCCUUGGCAUUUCUCCUCGUCUUCUUUUUAUCCUCUUUGUGUUCAUCUUUCUCGUCAUCGUCCUGUUUUUUUUUCUCCUCCCAGUACAUAUCUGUGUGUAAACAUUAACACAAUAUGACACAAAAGUAUGAGAUACCCUUAGAACAUAGAAAAACAGCUCAGCUGCAAUGAAAAGCUAGGCCCUAUGACCAGAAAAUGUUGUAGGGUUUAAGCUAGAUAUUGUUCCCCAGGCAUAGGAACUAGGGCCUUGUCCAAGGGUAGAGGGAGAUCGGGCUAACAGUAGGGGAUAGAAAUACUCGUUUGCCAGUGUACUACCAAGAUACUAACUCAUAAUAAUUAUGCUUCCUUCCUACGCCAGGUUACUUGCCUGUUGUUUUGGUGUUUCUGCAUACUUUCUGCUUUACAUGACAGUUCACAUGCUGGCGAAAAUCGACAGCCUUCUUCGAUUUGCUGCUAUAGUCAGACCGCUACACUUUCUCGAUUAUAGAAUACAUUGCACGUUGCAGUUUUCUUUCUCUAAAAAGAAUCAUCUGGGGUACUCGUAUCUCAAAUUAUUUGCACUUCCAUAGUAACACAAUUUUUUUCUUGCAGAAUAUCACAAUUGUUUGAGAUAAUUGUGGACUUUCCUGAGUCAGAGCCAGCCUUGAAAGAUCUCGCAGUUUGUUUAAAAGUUGUUAAUCUGAAACAAAAGUUGAUUCAUUCUUUGGGAAGAAGUAUUAGGAUGCGUCUACUACACCCUGGUGUGAAUACAGCUGAUAUCAUCACCCAGUAUGUUGCUGCAAUAAAGGCACUUCGAUUGGUUGAUCAUACGGGGGUGGUACUCGAGAGAGUAUGUACACCUGUCAGGGAUUAUCUCUUCAGCAGAGAGGACACUGUGCGGUGCAUUGUUACCAGUCUUACUAAUGAAACUGACAGUGAGCUAGCCCAAGCCCUGAAUAAGGAUGACAUUGAUGAGCAUAAAAGUGAGGAUCAAGAUUUUGAUCUGUGGGAACCUGAUCCUAUAGAUGGAAACCAAGGUAUACAAGUAUAGUUCAUUAGCUCUCAACAUGCCUGUGCAGCGAUAGUAACUGUUCUUCUUUCUAAGUGUGUAUGUCCUUGUGGAUAGUUUCUCCUGCCAUGCUGGAAGCCUGUCAGA
This is a messenger RNA of Geodia barretti, 2526 nucleotides long. Lineage: Eukaryota; Metazoa; Porifera; Demospongiae; Tetractinellida; Geodiidae. The record is from the annotation of a GenBank genome assembly.